Messenger RNA from Aureococcus anophagefferens, 669 nucleotides. RefSeq lists its product as hypothetical. The annotation marks the transcript as partial. NCBI's taxonomy places the organism in Eukaryota, Pelagophyceae, Pelagomonadales, Pelagomonadaceae. The transcript has a single exon. The record is from RefSeq and is a predicted model, not a curated record.
CCCAAGAGCGCCGCGUCGACGGCGGCCAUCGAGGCGGCCCUGCGGCGGUCCGUCGUCUUCGAGGCGCUGACGUCGGAGCAGGCGGCGGCCGUCGCGGCGUCGAUGUCCGCGGCCGCCGUCGCGCGGGGCGAGGCCGUCAUCGCGCAGGGCGACGCGAGCGACGCGUUCUACGUCGUGGAGACGGGCAACUUCGAGAUCGAGAUCGACGGCGCCGUCGUCGCGACCGCGGGGCCCGAGAGCUCCUUCGGCGAGCUCGGCCUGAUCAUGAACCGGCCGCGGGCCGCGACGGUCCGCGCGACGGAGGACAGCGCGUGCUGGGCCAUGGACGUCCACCUCUUUCGCCACAUGCUCGCGUCGUCGUCGGCGACGCGCCUCGGCGACGCGACGCGCGAUUUGGGGGACGUCGACAUCCUGCGGGGCCUGCCGGACCGCUUCCUGUACAAGCUCGCGACGCACACGUACAUGGAGAGCUACGACGCGGGGGACCGCAUCAUCGCCAAGGGGUCCAUCGGCGACAAGUUCUACAUGCUCAAGUCCGGCGCCGUGAAAUGCGCGAACAUCGGCUCCGACGACGGGCCGCUGCGGGACGUCGCGCUCCAGCGCGGCGCGCAUUUCGGCGAACGGGCGUUCACGGACGACCGGCCCCGCGCGUGCGACGUCUUCGCGACG